This is a messenger RNA of Abrus precatorius (Indian licorice), 979 nucleotides long. Its product is annotated as HMG-Y-related protein A-like. The transcript is spliced from 2 exons. Gene Ontology annotation, cellular component: nucleosome; nucleolus; chromatin. Lineage: Eukaryota; Viridiplantae; Streptophyta; Magnoliopsida; Fabales; Fabaceae. Gene Ontology annotation, molecular function: double-stranded DNA binding; nucleosomal DNA binding. Gene Ontology annotation, biological process: nucleosome assembly; chromosome condensation; negative regulation of DNA recombination. Bases 139 to 663 code for a protein of 174 amino acids. The record is from RefSeq and is a predicted model, not a curated record.
ACUCACAUCAAAACUGUUCCUUUUAGUGAAAAUUUUAAACCUGCCUCUGUUAAAGUUUCUAUUUCUAAUUUUAAUCUUUUUAUAUUUUCGCCCUGUCACACAGCGUUCUCCUAAGCUUCUUCACCAUCUGAAACUUCAAUGGCGACCGAAGAGGUUAAUAAGCCUUCGUCACUCCCACCAUACCCUGAGAUGAUAAUGAAAGCAAUUGAAGCCCAAGGUGACAACAAUGGUGCAAACAAAUCGGUGAUAUCAAAGUAUAUUGAGUCCGCCUAUGGAGAGUUGCCACCAAGCCACUCAACCCUUCUGUCUAACCACCUUAACAAGAUGAAAGAGAGUGGUGAGAUAGUGUUUUGGAAGAAUAACUACAUGAAGAGUGACCCAAAUGCCCCACCAAGGAGAGGGCGUGGAAGGCCACCAAAGCCCAAAGAACCUCUUCCUCCGGGUACUAUUUUGUCCUCACCAAGGCCUAGGGGUCGCCCUCCAAAGGACCCUAAUGCUCCACCAAAGUCAUCAAGUGUCAAAGUGUCAAGUGGAAGGCCCAGAGGGAGGCCCAAGAAGAUUGCUAGGACUAUGGUGACAUCAACAACUGGCUCCACUGGAAGGCCUAGGGGUAGGCCUCCUAAGGUGAAGCCCCAAUUGACAGAAGUGAGUGUUGAACAAUAGAAAACUCCUUUGGUGACCAUAAAGUAGUGAUCUUGAACUUGAUCUAAUCUUCCUUUAUAGAAGUGGGUGUGGUCUUAGUUUUCUUUUUCUUCCUUUAGUGUCAAUGUAAUUGCUUUGUAAAAUUGUGUAGUGGAUUAGUUUAUGGGAAGGCUUUGCUGGUUUCUAAUUAUCAAUGAGGACAAUGACUAGAAUUGGCGGUGAAUUGUGUUCUCCUUGUGGUGCUCUAACUUAAGAAUUCCUAAUGUGGAAAAGGGUAUUGUCCCUUGUGGUUAUUCUUGUUCAUUUUUUAGCACAAUUGGAAAAAGGAUUAAUUUCU